Messenger RNA from Carlito syrichta (Philippine tarsier), 1927 nucleotides. It is a transcript of the gene BCL6B, whose product is annotated as B-cell CLL/lymphoma 6B. The transcript is spliced from 9 exons. Lineage: Eukaryota; Metazoa; Chordata; Mammalia; Primates; Tarsiidae. Gene Ontology annotation, molecular function: protein binding; RNA polymerase II cis-regulatory region sequence-specific DNA binding; DNA-binding transcription factor activity, RNA polymerase II-specific. The record is from RefSeq and is a predicted model, not a curated record. The coding region runs from base 87 to 1511 and encodes 474 amino acids. Gene Ontology annotation, biological process: regulation of transcription by RNA polymerase II.
AGGAGCCGGGGCCAAGAGGGGAGAGAGACCCCGCCCCCCUCAAGAAGAGGAGCCUCAGCCCCUGCAGGACAGGGGCCUGCGUCGCCAUGGGCUCCACCGCUGCCCCGGAGGGAGCGCUGGGCUACGUCCGCGAGUUCACGCGCCACUCCUCCGACGUGCUGGGCAAUCUGAACGAGUUGCGCCUGCGUGGGAUCCUCACCGACGUCACGCUGCUGGUUGGCGGGCAACCCCUCAGAGCGCACAAGGCAGUUCUCAUCGCCUGCAGUGGCUUCUUCUAUUCAAUUUUCCGGGGCCGUGCGGGAGUGGGGGUAGAUGUGCUCUCUCUCCCCGGGGGUCCUGAAGCCAGAGGCUUCGCUCCUCUUCUGGACUUCAUGUACACUUCGCGCCUGCGCCUCUCUCCGGCCACCGCACCGGCCGUCCUUGCCGCUGCCACCUACUUACAGAUGGAACAUGUGGUCCAGGCAUGCCACCGCUUCAUCCAGGCCAGCUAUGAACCUCUGGGCAUCUCCUUGCGGCCCCUGGAAGCAGAACCUCCCAGACCCCCAACGGUCCCUCCACCAGGCAGUCCCAGGCGCUCCGAAGGGCACCCAGACCCACCUACUGAGUCUCGCAGCUGCAAUCAAGGCCCUCCCAGUCCAGCCAGCCCGGACCCUAAGGCCUGCAACUGGAAAAAAUACAAGUACAUCGUGCUAAACUCUCAGGCCUCCCAAGCAGGAAGCCAGAUGGGGGAGAAGAGUUCUGGUCAACCUUGCCCCCAAGCCAGGCUCCCCAGUGGAGAUGAGGCCUCCAGCAGCAGCAGUAGUGAAGAAGGACCCAUUCCUGGUCCCCGGAGCAGACUGUCUCCAACUGCUGCCACUGUACAGUUCAAAUGUGGGGCUCCAGACAAUACUCCCCAUCUCCUCACAUCCGGAGCUCAGGAGACCUCUGGAUCACCCUCUGAGCAGGCUCGUCCACCACCAGGAAGUGAAUUUUUCAGCUGCCAAAACUGUGAGGCUGUGGCUGGGUGCUCUUCCGGGUUGAACCCUUUGGCUCUUGGGGACGAAGACAAGCCCUACAAGUGUCAGCUCUGCCGGUCUGCCUUUCGCUACAAAGGCAACCUGGCCAGUCACCGCACCGUGCACACAGGGGAAAAGCCCUACCACUGCGCUGUCUGCGGAGCCCGUUUUAACCGGCCGGCUAACCUGAAAACGCACAGCCGCAUCCAUUCAGGAGAGAAGCCCUAUAAGUGUGAGACGUGCGGCUCUCGCUUUGUACAGGUAGCGCAUCUGCGGGCCCACGUGCUGAUCCACACCGGGGAGAAGCCCUAUCCUUGCCCCACCUGCGGGACCCGCUUCCGCCACCUACAGACCCUCAAAAGCCACGUUCGCAUCCACACCGGAGAGAAGCCUUACCAUUGCGACCCCUGCGGCCUGCAUUUCCGGCACAAGAGUCAACUGCGGCUGCAUCUGCGUCAGAAACACGGAGCUGCUACCAACACCAAAGUGCACUACCACAUUCUGGGAGGGCCCUAGCUGAGCGCAGGCCCAGACCCCACUCGCUUCCCGGGCUCGGGAAAGCUGCAGGCGUAGGCCUGGCUUCCCUGUCAGGCUUGGGCACAGCAGUGUGCAAGGCCACUCCGGCAUCAGAAAUUGCCAUCACCUUAAUUUGAUGGGGAGAGCAGGGGUGGCAGAUCCGGGCUAGAUCUGUCUCUGUUUUGCUGGUCAAAACCUCUUUCCACAAUUCAGAUUGUUUCUGAGGUGGGGAGCUAGCUGGGGGAGGGGAGAGACUGGAGGCUGGGUUUCCUUAAGGGAACAGCCUUCCACCUGUGGCCUCCAUCGCAUUCAGUUUAUCUGUAAAUAUAAUUUAUUGAGGCCUUUGGGUGGCACCAGGGCCUUUAUUCUAUUGUGUUUCCCUCUUCCACAAGUGUGGUCAAAAGUGACCCAAAACA